UGACGCGAUCGCGGGUUCCGGUUCCGGUCGCCCCUUUUCUCGGCAGCGAGGCGGCGGAGCCGAACAGUGCCAAGAUGCAGAUCUUCGUGAAGACGCUGACGGGUAAAACCAUCACCUUGGAGGUGGAACCCAACGACACGAUCGAGAACGUCAAAGCCAAGAUCCAGGAUAAAGAAGGGAUCCCUCCGGACCAGCAGCGCCUGAUCUUCGCGGGGAAGCAGCUGGAGGAUGGCCGCACCCUGGCAGAUUACAACAUCCAGAAAGAGUCCACCCUGCACCUGGUGCUGCGCCUACGUGGGGGCAUCAUCGAGCCCUCGCUCCGCCAGCUCGCCCAGAAGUACAACUGCGACAAAAUGAUCUGCCGCAAGUGCUACGCUCGCCUGCACCCCCGCGCCGUCAACUGCCGCAAGAAGAAGUGCGGCCACACCAACAACCUCCGUCCCAAGAAGAAGGUCAAGUAGAGCGGCCGCCGUGCCCGUGCGCUGACAAUAAAGCUCCACAGAGCCACCGACCCCUCCCGGGCCGGAUGGUGUGUGCACAAA
Messenger RNA from Colius striatus (speckled mousebird), 542 nucleotides. It is a transcript of the gene UBA52, whose product is annotated as ubiquitin A-52 residue ribosomal protein fusion product 1. The coding region runs from base 75 to 461 and encodes 128 amino acids. The record is from RefSeq and is a predicted model, not a curated record. Gene Ontology annotation, biological process: translation; modification-dependent protein catabolic process; protein ubiquitination. Gene Ontology annotation, molecular function: structural constituent of ribosome; protein tag activity; ubiquitin protein ligase binding. Gene Ontology annotation, cellular component: nucleus; ribosome; cytoplasm. Lineage: Eukaryota; Metazoa; Chordata; Aves; Coliiformes; Coliidae. The transcript has 5 exons.